Chaetomium strumarium is the source of this 2343-nucleotide messenger RNA. RefSeq names its product kinase-like domain-containing protein. Gene Ontology annotation, molecular function: ATP binding; protein serine/threonine kinase activity. Gene Ontology annotation, cellular component: spindle pole body. The record is from RefSeq and is a predicted model, not a curated record. Gene Ontology annotation, biological process: peptidyl-serine phosphorylation; intracellular signal transduction. Lineage: Eukaryota; Fungi; Ascomycota; Sordariomycetes; Sordariales; Chaetomiaceae. Bases 259 to 2232 code for a protein of 657 amino acids. The transcript is spliced from 3 exons.
CGCCAAUCACUGCAAGCAGCAAGACACCCGCGGCGCGGCACCAUACUCAUUUUAAGCACCCCUCUAUCGCCGGCGCGUCUCUUCGCCUGCAGAUGGUCAGAGACUGAACUUGCAUCAUCAUCAACAUUCUAAGGUAUCCCGUUGGUGAUCCCUCUUUUCGCAACUAACCUUCCCAUCGGCCUGCAACAGGCGGAGGAUUGGCACGAGCAGGAACAAGCGCAUCCCAUUUUCUUUUUCCUCGCAGAUCGCUCGGGCACCAUGGCGAGCUUCAUGGCCAAUCUAUUCCCUGGCGGGAAGCAGGAUAAGACCGACGUGCGCCCCUCCACUCCAGCUCGACACAACUUCAUCACCCCUGCCACCACUCCACAAGGCAGCCCCAGCAAGAAGACAGUCCCUCCCGGCGCCAAUGAGCUCCCUGUCGCUUUCCAGGGCAUGAACCUGAAACCGCCCAGUGCGUUCGACACUCCGGUAAAGCUUAGCAGGCCACAGAGCGUGGUCGCGCCGUUAUCGCCCGGCAAGAGCAACCUCAAGAAUUUCGAGGAGGGCCCCGCGACGGUGGACGACAGCAUUCUUCGCAAGGGGGCUGCGCGUACCGGCAGCCCAGUGAGGAAUCAGGGCCAGGAAAACACUCCACCAACGCUUCCGAGGGACCCAUUCACCGAGCCGACUUACCAACCCAGCCAUGCCGCCAUUUCGCGCCAAGAGUUGUAUCAACCUAGGGAGCGGCCGUCGCCAACGGUCAAGCGAUUCAACACGACGCGAGGCCUCAGCGCGGAAGAACGUGAGCUACUGCAGAAGCCCAACGUCAAGCGGCUGGUCAAUGUUACCCAACUCUAUUUCCUGGAUUACUACUUUGAUCUCCUUACCUAUGUUGGGGCAAGGCAAAAUCGUCUCAGUGCCUUCAAGGCGGAGUAUCCACCGCCUCCCGAGACGGACGAGGAGACAUAUAAUCAGAUGUGGUCAAAGUACACCGGCCGAGAGCGCGCCAAUCUCCGCAAGAGGCGGGUGAGGCUGCGGCACGCCGAUUUCCAGAUCCUCACGCAGGUCGGCCAAGGCGGCUACGGCCAGGUCUUCCUAGCCCAGAAAAAGGAUACCAAGGAGGUGUGCGCGUUGAAGGUCAUGAGCAAGAAGCUGCUGUUCAAGCUUGACGAAGUUCGGCACGUCUUGACGGAACGAGACAUCCUGACGACGGCCAAGAGCGAGUGGCUGGUCCGCCUGCUGUACUCAUUCCAGGACGACAAGAAUAUCUAUCUUGCCAUGGAGUAUGUACCGGGAGGUGACUUCCGCACUCUGCUCAACAACACCGGCGUGCUGUCCAAUCGGCACGCGCGCUUCUACAUCGCCGAGAUGUUCUGCGCCGUCGACGCUCUCCAUCAGCUUGGCUACAUUCAUCGUGACCUCAAGCCCGAAAAUUUCCUGGUUGACUCAACCGGCCACGUCAAGCUCACCGACUUUGGCCUGGCGGCUGGAUUCCUGGCUCCCGCUAAGAUUGAGUCGAUGAGGAUCCGCCUGGAGAAAGCGUCCGAGACAACGGUGCCAUUCGGCAAGCCGAUGGAUCAGCGGACGGUUGCGGAACGCCGAGAGGGAUACCGCACCAUGCGGGAGAAGGACGUAAACUACGCUAAGUCGAUUGUGGGUUCGCCGGACUACAUGGCCCCGGAGGUGCUGAGGGGCGAGGAGUACGAUUACACGGUUGAUUACUGGAGUCUCGGCUGCAUGCUCUUCGAGGCCCUGACGGGUUUCCCUCCGUUUGCAGGAGCAACCCCGGAUGAGACAUGGAGGAACCUGAACCAUUGGCGGGACGUUCUGAAGCGGCCCGUGUGGGAAGACCCGAGCUACUUCCUCAGCAACCGAACUUGGAACUUCAUCACAACUUGUAUCAACUCGAGGUCUAGGAGAUUCUCGAACAUCAAGGAUAUCUACAACCAUCAGUAUUUUGCCGAGGUGGAUUGGGCAGUGCUGCGGGAGACCAAGCCCCCGUUUGUCCCCGAGCUGGACUCGGAGACGGACGCGGGCUACUUCGACGACUUCAGCAACGAGGCGGACAUGGCCAAGUAUAAGGAAGUGCACGAGAAGCAGCAGGCGCUCGAGAGCAUGGCCGAGCGUGAGGACGAGAUGAGCAAGAGCCUGUUUGUUGGGUUUACCUUCCGUCACCGGAAACCGGCUACCGAUGAAGGCACCCCGCGCAAGCCGAUUCCAUUCGAGGGCGACGCCUUCGGUACUAUGCUGUAGGGCCAGCAGCGGCCGCCCAGGAACAUCUACCCGCGAUCUAGUGGUACGUGGUGGACUGGGAAGUCGUAUACCGAAGGAUGUGUCAGGUGUUUUAGCUUGGUAUGAUGGUGG